Molecule: messenger RNA, 3227 nt
Organism: Marchantia polymorpha subsp. ruderalis
Lineage: Eukaryota; Viridiplantae; Streptophyta; Marchantiopsida; Marchantiales; Marchantiaceae
Source: the annotation of a GenBank genome assembly
ACUUGGGAGUCACAAUGUCCGCAGUUUGAGAGAGUGAGAGCUUUCGACACUCUACGAAAACCUCGAUCGUGUGUGAUGAAAUGUCCACCGCCAGUGUGCCUCGACUCACGAUGAAGCGAUCGGACAUGAGCUCUCGAUCGUCUGCAAUCCGUCUGUUGGUUUCGCUAAUUUUCCUCAGCUCGCCAGACCUGAUGCCUUCCUGGAACGCUAGCGCUGAACUGGCUCCUGAAGAGGAAAAUGCACUCCAGGUUUUGAGGCUGAAAUUUAAUUUGCCCCAGUGGUCUGGUGACCCUUGCGUGAGCGACAAUGUCAGCUGGAUAACGUGCUCGAAUUCGAGCAGUUCCAGUUCCAGCAAUUCUCAGUUCACAAACGUUGUAGAGAUUGAUCUGAAGACCCGAAAUCUGUCGGGGACCAUACCUGUGGAGAUAUUGCAGCUGCGGCAAACACGUAUUCUAUUGAUGAAUCAGAACAUGCUUCGUGGUUCGAUACCAAGUUUCAGCAACAUGACAAACCUCACAAAUUUAGACCUCAGUGCAAAUAUGUUAUCGGGAACAAUUCCAGACGAUCUCAUAGGAUCUAGCGACAUCCGUCAAAUCAUCUUGACCAAUAACAAUCUUUCUGGAGGCAUCCCUGCAUCUCUCUUCAAGCACACAACAGCUGAUCAAAUAAGGAUAGAACAAAAUCCCCUGGGAGGAACUAUCCCAGACCUGAGUGCACUAACGAGCUUGACUUAUUUAUAUCUGGAGAGGACAAACUUGACGGGAAGUAUACCAGUUUCAGUUAAGAACUUGACGUCCGUGCAGCAGCUAAAUUUGAAAUACAAUCCUGAAUUGAAGGGACCCCUUCCAGAUUUCAGUGGAUUGUCCAACCUUCAGUAUCUGGACUUGAGGAACUGUGGUUUUAGCGGCUCUCUGCCGGAAUUAAAAGAAUCAUCGGGGCUGCUCGGAAUACAAUUCUCCGGCAACAAUUUCAGCGGAUCGAUUCCCCCUGCCCUGCUUCAAGCGAAAGCUCAUGUUCAAUGGCUGGAAAUGGAAGAUAAUCCUGGACUCUCAGGGACGGUUCCAGAUGUGAUUCAGAUGACGGGUCUUGAGAUUCUCAAAAUAUACGACUGUAACGUGAGUGGACCUCUGCCUAGCUUCGAAACAAACAUUUUGCUCAGAUACUUGUUGUUGCAGAAUAACCAUUUGACCGCGUUUCCUUCGGACAUGAGAGUCUUGACUAAAUUGCAGGGCAUAAAUGUUGCGAACAACUCAAUUUCGGGAGGCUUACCUCUCCUGCCUGCUGGUUCUACUCAAACAAAUACGGAUGGUUAUCGACUCCAGGACCUAGAUUUUAGCAACAACAACUUCUCUGGUGAACUUCCGGACUCUUGGAGUGAACUGAGUUUCUUAGAAAGCUUGAAUCUGAAUUCCAACAGCCUCAGCGGAGUAAUACCAGCGGACUUUGGGAAUCUCACGAAGUUGACAACGCUAGAGCUGAGCAACAACAAUUUUUCAGGACCCAUUCCUGACGACCUCGGACGCCUUGCGAACCUGCUAACUUUGGACCUGAGGAACAAUCGUUUCAAUGGUACCGUGCCUGCGUCGCUUGCCUUAAUUUCAAACUUAACAGAGCUGAGGCUGGAAAACAACAAUUUUGACAAAAUACCUGAAGCUCUUCUUCUGAAACAAGGCUUAAACAUUACUUAUGACCCCAAUGUGGAGAUAGUGAGUGAGAAUAAAUCGUCUUCUGGCUUUCCCACUGGAGGUAUUGUCGGAGUCUCGGUUGGAGCAGCGGCUGUGGUUAUUGCAAUCUUAGCUAUCAUGCUGUACAGAAGCAGAAAGGUUAAGGAUGGACACCACUUAUCGCAAGAGGACAUGCCGAAAUCAGCCAAGGCAUUUACGUUGAAGCAGAUCAAAGAGAUCACUGAGAACAAGAAAACUCUAAUUGGAAAAGGAGGAUUCGGAACAGUCUACUAUGGCAAGCUGUCUGAUGGUAAAGAAGUGGCAGUCAAAAUCAGAGCACCCGAUUCUAAGCAAGGGACAAUAGAGUUUCUAAACGAGGUUCGACUCCUAUCAAAGCUGCAUCACCGGAAUCUGGUACCUUUGGUUGGCUACUGCCUGGAAGCAAACCAGCAGAUUCUGAUCUACACCUACAUGCACAAACUGACCCUAGAACAUCAGCUUCACCGCAGAGGUACUGGCGUCAAUCCCCUGGAUUCCAAGGCGGAUGAUUCUUCCACGAAUGAGCAUCUGAGCUGGAAAACGCGACUCAAUAUUGCUCUGGAAGCUGCACGAGGUCUCGAGUACCUACACAAGGACUGCAAACCGCCGAUCAUACAUCGGGAUGUCAAAUCAUCCAACAUUCUGCUGGGUGACAAACUUCAAGCCAAGGUUGCAGAUCUGGGAAUCUCAAAACAAGCCCCAGAACCAGACCCAGAAGCGCUAGACAUGAGCGGAGUCUCCACUGCAAUCAAAGGCACCUUCGGCUAUCUAGAUCCAGAAUAUUACGUCAGACGAAAGCUUACGACGAAGAGCGACGUUUUCAGUUUUGGAGUCGUGCUUCUGGAAGUGAUCACUGGCAAGCGGCCAGUGAGUGAUAAAUUUCCCGACAGUACCGAAACAAACUUGAUUGAAUGGGUUCGAGCUGCAGUGCGGGAUGGCCAGGUCGACACUAUCGUGGAUCCGUCGUUGGGAGGUGAGUACGAGCAAGAAGGAGUGCUCCUGGUGACGAGACUGGCGCUUUCGUGCAUUCUGCCCAACGGCGCAGAGAGGCCAGACAUGGGCGAGGUUAUGAAUGUUCUCACUGAGGCCCUGCAAAUGGAAGGCGAAAUCAUCGAGCAUCAGGAGCACGCUGCUCACCCAACUGUCCCAUACUCUGGGCAGCUGAAGCCCGGAUUUCCUCCGGAGACUUUCACGGUUAAUUCUGACUCUUACCCAUCGUCUGAGGUUUACACUCAUCCAUCUUGGAACACGGACCCCAGAUAGAUCGAUCUUGAGAGGAAACGGAUGUCAAUCGAUCUGUUGCGGCUCAGAUUCAUUAUAUGAUUCGCUUCAAUUCAGCUUCUACAGAUUUUAGCUCCCAUUGUCGAGCACAAAGUUUCCUUCGAGUUUAAACCCAGUGGUGCUUCCUUGGGCCCCAGAAUGUUUAUAAAUUGUCCGUGAAGUAGCUACGAGGAAGAAGACACCUCACUUGUUUCUGUUCUAGUUUGGAGAUCGUAAUCAAGAGUUUUGAAGCCCAAAACGCAA